Messenger RNA from Sclerotinia borealis F-4128, 753 nucleotides. The record is from the annotation of a GenBank genome assembly. NCBI's taxonomy places the organism in Eukaryota, Fungi, Ascomycota, Leotiomycetes, Helotiales, Sclerotiniaceae.
AUGAGUCAGAAUCACGGAAACGCAUCAGGAAAUCAAAAUUUCGCCUUGGAAGAUCCAGUAAACCAAGUUGUGCAAUCAUUGCUGGAAACUAUGCAACGGAAGAUUGAGCAGCAGCACCGGCAGUUGGAGCAGCAGGAUCGGCGGAUUAAUCAACUCAACCAAUACAUUCAGAAACUAGAGAAGGAACAUGCCCAGCACAUUCAAUCAUGCCGGGUUCAGAAUCAACAGUUCACUAUGCACAUUCAAUCUCAUCAACUUCGGAUUCAACAGUUGUUUGCUUUGCAAGCAGGAGGACUUGGACAUCAUGAAUAUGGCCCACCGCCACUGCCCGACGUAGCUCGACACUGGGUACCACCACCACCGCCGCCUGAUGUAGCUCAGCACUGGGUACCAUCACCAUCACCACCACCAUCUGUUAUGACUAGGUACCCCGGACAAGGAAUUAGAAGAGAGAGAAGGCAGUCGAGUUAUGAAAGAGAUCGCAGUCGAUCCCCGGACCGAGGCGAUGGUAGAUAUCCAGACAGUCGUCGUGAGGGUAGAUUUGAUGGACCAAGAGGAGCAGACUCAGAAUUAGGCUCAUCUGCAUUGUGCUCAAUGCCCGGAGAGCUAGGAAGGAAUGUCGGCGGCGCAACUUUUUCGACUUCUAUACCACUAAGACCCAAGGUCAAUUCUAUGGUAGAUAAAGGAGAAUCUCAAUCACAACUUAGGGAUGAAUCGGAAGGAGGCAUUAUAAAGAGAGAAAUUGAUGGAUGA